GGGGCUGGGAAAGUUGAGGCCGCGCUGCUGCCGGGUCUCCGGCCUUGAGGGCUAGAGCUCGCAGCGGCGGCGGUGGCCGCAAGAAGAGGCGGCGGGGGCGGGGGGAGAGGAGGGCUUGGGCCCGCGCUCCCCCAGCCCCAGAGGAGCAGGCGGCGGCCGCGGACGGAGAGAUUCGCCCGGGUGGUCGGACACCCCUGCCGUACCCGCCUGAGAUCAUGACCCAGGCGGGGGUCGCCGCCGCCACCGCCGCCGCCGCCGCGGCCAAGACCACGCAGCCCGCGGUAAGAAGAAGACAUAACUUAUAGACCAUCUUCUGGCAGAAGAUGAUAGAUUUGGAUCAGAAACGGGAGGCGUUGGAAGCCAGGAGUCAAAAGUGAAGAAAUUCUGCAAGCCUGUGGGUUCCUAUCACUGUAACCAUGCCAGAAAUGACAGAAAAUGAGACUCCUACAAAAAAGCAGCACAGAAAGAAAAACCGGGAGACACACAAUGCAGUGGAGAGGCAUAGAAAGAAGAAAAUCAAUGCUGGGAUAAACAGAAUUGGAGAGCUGAUCCCAUGUUCCCCUGCCCUGAAACAGAGCAAGAAUAUGAUCCUGGACCAAGCCUUUAAAUAUAUAACAGAGUUGAAAAGGCAAAAUGAUGAACUCCUGCUUAACGGAGGAAACAGUGAACAAGCUGAAGAAAUUAAAAAGCUACGUAAACAACUGGAAGAAAUUCAAAAGGAAAACGGCCGAUACAUUGAAUUACUAAAAGCAAACGACAUAUGUUUAUAUGAUGACCCUACCAUCCACUGGAAAGGAAAUCUUAAAAACUCAAAGGUCUCUGUUGUUAUUCCCAGUGACCAGGUUCAAAAAAAUAUCAUUGUUUAUUCCAAUGGGAGUCAGCCUGGUGGAAACAGCCAGGGAACAGCUGUUCAAGGGAUAACCUUUAAUGUUGGUCAUAAUUUACAAAAGCAGACUGCCAACGUGGUGCCAGUGCAGAGGACUUGCAAUCUUGUGACUCCAGUGUCUAUUUCUGGAGUUUACCCUCCCGAAAACAAGCCAUGGCAGCAGACUACAGUUUCUGCAUUGGCUGCCAACCAGCCUGUUCCCCUUUGUCUUCCUGCUACCAUUUCUGCUCAAAAUAUUCUCGAGCUUUCCACCUCCGAAAGCGAAUCGAGUAUGCUCAGUGCCACCAGUGGCUCACUGAUCGCUGUUCCCGUUGGGCCUGAACCUCCCCAGCAUCGUUCCCUGCACCCAUGUCUAAAUGAUCAAAAUUCUUCUGAAAAUAAGAACGGGCACGAGAGCCCCAAAUUAUUGAAGAAAACAGUCCCUUGUGCCACAAGCAUCUCCAGCCCCUCAGCAACUGCCACUAAAGUGCACUCUGGAAGCAAGUCCUGCUCAAGCACACAGGAUUUCAGAAGUGAUUUUCAAACCACUUUUGUUGUUUCUGUUACCACCACGAUCUGCUCCCAGCCUUCCAGAUCUGUGAGUGACUCUUGUCCAGCGAGCACGAGCAAGGGUGCAGACUUGACAAGUGUUACCGCCGUGGUGGCCUCAUCUGCCCCUGGAGGAGGGAAGACCACCACUCCUGUCAGCUCCCUUUCUGCAAACCCAAUAGACAAUGGUUGGACCCUUUCUUGUUCUUUGCCUUCUUCAGCUGUUAGUGCUUCAGAUUUAAAAAACAUGAAUAGCCUUACCCGAAUUUCCUCAGCUGGAAACACGCAGACGACAUGGACUACUUUGCAAUUGGCAGGAAACACUAUUCAGCCCUUAAGCCAGACACCGUCUUCUGCUGUGACUCCAGUAUUAAGUGAGUCUGGUACCAGCCCCACCACAGCCAACCACAGUAGACAGGUGGCUCCAGGCAUCAACCUGAAUACUUCCUUUCUAGCAGAUGUGCAGCCAGUUGAGCAAGUAGUUGUAACCUUGCCUUCUUGUCCAUCCUUACCUAUGCAGCCACUGAUUGCCCAGCCACAAGUUAAAUCUCAGCCUCCAAAAAAUAUCCUUCCAUUGAAUUCAGCAAUGCAAGUGAUUCAGAUGGCUCAGCCAGUGGGGUCAGCUGUGAAUGCAGCCCCAGCUAAUCCAAACGUGAUCAUUCUUCAGCCACCCAGCACCACCCCGUGCCCAACAAUGAUGAGGGCAGAGGUUCCCAACCAAACAGUAGGUCAGCAGAUAGUGAUCAUACAGGCAGCUAAUCAGAAUCCUUUGCCACUCCUCUCGGCUCCACCCCCUGGUUCUGUUCGACUCCCUGUCAAUGGAGCCAAUGCGAUAAUAGGGUCUAAUAAUUCAGUGCAAAAUGUUUCGACUCCACAAACUUUUGGAGGUAAACAUCUUGUCCACAUAUUACCAAGACCUUCAUCUUUAUCAACAUCUAAUUCAACACAAACUUUCUCUGUUACCAUGUCAAACCAACCACAACAGCCUCAAACCAUUUCUUUAAAUGGACAGCUCUUUGCUUUGCAGCCUGUGAUGUCUUCAUCAGGAACUACAAGUCAAACCCCUAUGCAAAUUAUUCAGCCCACCACCAGCGAAGAUCCAAAUACCAAUGUUGCCCUGAAUACAUUUGGCGCUUUGGCCAGCCUCAAUCAAAGUAUAUCACAGAUGGCUGGGCAAAGCUGUGUACAAUUGUCUAUUAGCCAGCCUGCGAAUCCUCCGAUUGCUGCAAAUAGUCAGACCACCCCGGCUAACUGUGUUUCAUUAACAACCACUGUAGCACCUCCUAUGACAACAGAUAAUUCAGCCACACUACCCAGUACUUAUAAUCUAGUGACCACUCCCUCAGUGAACACUGUGGCUUGUUUGCCUAACAUGAAGUCCAAAAGGUUGAAUAAGAAGCCAAGUGGCAAGAAACACUUAGCUGUUAACAAGUCAGCCUGCACCCUGAAUCCAGUCAGAGAUGUGGGCAAGUUAGACCUCCCCAGCACCGAAGGCUCAGCAGAGCCAUCGUGUAAUGAUGGACUGCUGGACAGCCUCCCUGUUGUGUUGCCCUCUGUCACUGUGUCCCAGGCAAAUAGUGUAAGUGUUUCUGGUUCACAUUCUUUGGAUGUUCUCAACUCUGAACCCGUGAUACCUGAGUCUGUACCUAAAUCUAAGUCAGCAGAAGAGUCUAGCUUGCCCUCCCAAGAAUCCGUGACAAGUGAACAUUUUGCAGUAGCCCCAGCAAAAUCCAAAGAUUCUUCCCCCAUUUUGCAACGAGAGAUGUCUCAGGAUAAGCCACCAAUUGGUUUGGCAUUGCCAGAUGCUGCCAAAUCCUGCACUUCCGCCAACGUGUUGAUUUCACCUGCAACUGAUCCCCAUGCUUUGGUUUCUCAGGUUUCUGAUUUGUCAUCUACCACGAGCACUUCAAGUACAGACUGUGUUUCUGAGGUAGAAGUCAUUGCUGAACCUUGCAGGGCUGAGCAAGAUCCAUCAGAUACAGUGCAAACCACAGGUCUCUUAAAGGGGCAGGGUUUAACUGCAUUGCUGUCUGGUCUUGCUAAAGAAAAAGACCCUCAGAAAUCAUCUCUUUCAGUCCAGGUGGACCCUCCUGACUUUUCUUCAGGAAAUUCUAAGAUAGUUGAUUCAAAUGUUGAUUUACAUCCGAAACAGGAGCUGUUACUGAUGAACAGUGAUGACAGAGAUCCAGGACAGCAUCAUUCCUGCAUCCCUGAUCAGGAGGUUAUUAAUGGCUCUUUGCUCAGUAGGCAGGCUGACUCUCCCAUGUCGACCAGCUCGGGCAGUAGUCGUAGUUUCUCAGUUGCAUCCAUGCUUCCUGAGACAUCUAGAGAGGAUGUCACCAGCAAUGCGACGACUAAUACGUGUGACAGCUGCACCUUUGUGGAGCAAACUGAUAUCGUCGCUCUGGCAGCGAGGGCUAUUUUUGACCAGGAGAACCUCGAGAAGGGAAGAGCUGGUACCCAGGCUGAUAUAAGGGAAGUUACUUCAAAAUCUUCUGAAGCAUCCUCUUUAGAGGGAGACCAGCCUUUCAAAACACAGAUAUCUAAAGAGAAUGGCCCAGGACAGGCAGAAGCAACACCAAAUGAAUUUCAUUCUCAGGAUUCGGUCGAAGCAACUGUGGAUAGGCCCCUUGAAAAACCAAGUUGUUCUAUAGGAAUUAAAACGUCAAAUGCUGCUUUACAGGUUUCCACUUCUCAGCCACCAACCAUCACCAGUUUAAGUGUGAACAAUCUUAUCCAUCAGAGCAGCAUCAACCAUCCUCUGGUCAGCUGCGCUGGUUUAUCCCAAACUUCAGAGCAAGCAACUGUUCCAGCCACGGUUAAUCUGACGGUUUCAUCUAGCUCCUAUGGCAGUCAGCCCCCCGGACCGUCUCUGAUGACCGAAUACUCCCAAGAACAGCUAAAUACCAUGGCUGGUACCCUACCAAAUCCACAGAUUCAAGAGUCCCUCUUAAAGCCAAGUCAUGAAAACCGCAAAGACUCUGCUAAGCGUGCUGUCCAAGAUGACCUCUUACUGUCUUCAGCCAAACGUCAAAAGCACUGUCAACCAGCCCCCCUCCGGCUUGAGGGUCUGUCCCUGAUGAGCCGAACUCCAGACAGCAUUUCCGAGCAAACUCAAAUGAUGAUUGGUCAGAUCCCUCCCAACUCUUCAAAUUCUGUUGUGCCAAUCAGCAACCCCACCCAUGGAGAUGGCCUUACACGAUUAUUUCCACCCGGUAACAACUUCGUGGCCCCUGCACUGAGGCAGAAUGAGGUUCAGUGCAGUUCUCAGCCUUCUGUUGCUGAGCAGCAACAAACCCAGGCCAGCCAACAUCUGCAGGCCCUGCAACAGCAUGUUCCAGCUCAAGGGGUCCCUCACCUGCACAGUAAUCAUCUCUACUUAAAGCAGCAGCAGCAGCAGCAGCAGCAGCAACAGCAGCAAGCAGGGCAGUUAAGAGAAAGGCAUCACUUAUAUCAACUGCAGCAUCACGUCCCUCACGCAGAGAGCUCUGUCCACUCUCAGCCCCACAGCAUCCACCAACAGAGAACUCUGCAACAGGAAGUUCAGAUGCAGAAGAAGAGGAAUCUUGUUCAGGGCACUCAGACCUCUCAGCUUGCUUUACAACCCAAGCACCACGGAAAUGACCAGUCCCGACCCAAGAGUGGUCAGCCUCACCCCCACCAUCAGCAGAUGCAGCAGCAGAUGCAGCAGCACUUCGGGAGCUCCCAGCCCGAGAAGAGUUGUGAAAACCCCUCAACGAGCCGGAACCACCAUAACCAUCCCCAGAACCAUCUCAACCAAGACAUUAUGCACCAGCAGCAGGAUGUAGGAAGCCGGCCACAAGGCUCAGGGGUUUCUUCUGAACAUGUACCUGGGCAUAAUCCAAUGCAGAGGCUUUUGACAUCAAGAGGCAUAGAGCAGCAGAUGGUCUCCCAACCAAGUAUUGUGACGAGGCCUUCCGACAUGACCUGUACUCCACACAGGCCAGAGAGAAAUAGAGUUUCAAGUUAUUCUGCGGAGGCACUCAUUGGAAAGACAUCUUCUAAUUCAGAGCAGAGAAUGGGUAUAUCGAUUCAGGGUUCCAGAGUUUCCGAUCAGCUUGAAAUGAGAAGCUACCUUGAUGUUCCCAGAAAUAAGAGUUUGGCCAUUCAUAAUAUGCAGGGUCGUGUGGACCAUACCGUUGCCUCAGAUAUCCGCCUUUCUGACUGUCAGACAUUUAAACCAAGUGGAGCCAGUCAGCAGCCUCAGAGUAAUUUUGAAGUACAGUCUUCAAGAAAUAAUGAAAUAGGUAACCCUGUGUCCUCCUUGAGGAGUAUGCAGUCCCAGGCUUUUCGAAUUAGUCAGAACCCUGGUCCACCACCAAUUGACCGCCAAAAGAGAUUACCUUAUCCACCAGUUCAGAGCAUCCCGACCGGAAAUGCCAUCCCACCAAGGGACAGUGAAAAUACAUGUCACCAGAGUUUCAUGCAGAGUUUACUUGCCCCUCACCUUGGUGAUCAGGUCAUUGGGAGCCAGAGAUCGCUCUCAGAACAUCAGAGGAAUACACAGUGUGGCCCACCUUCUGCAAUUGAAUAUAAUUGUCCCCCAACUCAUGAAAGUGUCCAUAUUAGAAGAGAGGGUGAGAGUCAGAAUCGGGAGAGUUGUGACAUGUCCCUAGGGGCAAUUAACACCAGGAACAGCACCUUGAAUAUUCCUUUUUCGAGUUCUUCUUCUUCAGGAGAUAUUCAAGGUCGAAAUACAAGUCCCAAUGUUUCUGUGCAGAAGUCCAAUCCCAUGAGGAUUACUGACAGUCACGGGACCAAGGGCCACAUGAACCCUCCAGUCACAAGCAACAUGCAUGGGGUUGCAAGGCCAGCUCUGCCACAUCCGUCUGUGUCUCAUGGAAACACUGACCAAGGGCCUCCCGUACGUCAGACUAAUUCUUCAGUUCCCCAGCGAUCAAGACAUCCCUUGCAAGACAGCAGUGGUUCCAAAAUUCGUCAGCCUGAAAGGAAUCGCUCUGGAAACCAAAGACAUAGUAAUGUCUUUGAUCCAAGUCUUCCCCACCUUCCUCUGUCUACUAGUGGCAGUAUGAUUCUUGGACGCCAGCAACCCACUGCAGAAAAGAGAGGAAGUAUUGUUCGUUUCAUGCCUGAUAGCCCACAAGUUCCGAAUGACAAUUCAGCGCCUGACCAGCACACACUAUCACAAAAUUUUGGUUUUCCUUUUAUUCCCGAGGGUGGCAUGAAUCCACCAAUAAACGCGAAUACUUCUUUCAUUCCACAGGUUACUCAGCCUAGUGCCACUCGGACUCCAGCCCUUAUCCCUGUAGAUCCCCAAAAUACUCUACCUUCCUUCUAUCCCCCAUACUCUCCUGCUCACCCUACACUGUCCAAUGAUAUUUCCAUCCCCUACUUUUCUAAUCAAAUGUUCUCAAAUCCUAGCACAGAGAAGGUAAACAGUGGAACUUUAAAUAACCGAUUUGGAUCCAUUUUAUCUCCUCCCAGACCUGUUGGUUUUGCCCAACCAAGUUUUCCUCUUCUCCCUGAUAUGCCACCAAUGCACAUGACCAACUCUCACUUAUCCAAUUUUAAUAUGACAUCUUUGUUUCCAGAAAUAGCUACAGCUCUUCCGGAUGGCUCAGCAAUGUCACCUUUGCUUACAAUAGCAAACUCCUCUGCCUCCGACUCUUCCAAGCAGUCCUCAAACAGACCUGCCCACAACAUAAGCCAUAUUUUAGGUCAUGAUUGCAGUUCAGCUGUUUAAAUGCAGAUCAACUGAACGUAAAUGUAAUGGGUGAGAUUAUAGACAUGUAUUUGUGUGUUUAUACACACAUACCUGCACAGGAAGAGAGAGAUUGUGUGUGUAUCUCCUUGUGUCUGUAUAAUCAAUUUCCAAUUAUCUUCUGAAUGUAAGGAAGCCAUGUCAGAAACGAUGUGAAUACUGGGUUGUCAAAAACAAAUUAUCAUUCAUUUUCAACUGCAUGGUGUGCUUUUGAAAUUUUCCAAGCAGAUUUGCAUUUUCAAGUUUGAUUUGUAAUCUGAUAUCCCCUAGAUACUCAUUGACUGGAAGUUGGGGGAGGUCAUCUUGGAGUGUGCUUGGGUGGUAGGAAGGAACCUAGAUUUUAAUCUUACUUGAUUGUUGAUAAUUUGUAAAAUAGAUAGUUGAGGUAGUUGAGUUGCUCUCCAAAAAUACAGACAGUUCGAUGUAACACAAUGGCUCAUAACCAACUGCGGGCCAGUGUCAGUGUGUAGAACAGUCUCUCAUCCACGGCAGGUCUUGAAUUCAUGUAGAAUGAAUGUGCAUGAUUAAAGUCGAGCAGUUAGCAAAUAAAUGAGUUCUUUAAUCAACCUUUAUUACCCAGGUUUGGUUUAGGUAGAGGCUUCUUCCUUGAUUAUAACAAUGCAUAAAUUGUCUGAAUUUCAUGUCUUGUUCUCCAAAUGAGGGAGCCGUGUUAUCCUCUAAUGUGCCAAGAUCCUGUAAAGCAAAGGUCUUCCUUAAACAAGUAGCCUUAAAAAUGGAAAGCUAAAGAGCGAAGUACAUCGAUGUUCUCCAUCUUGUGCUUGCGCACUGCAUCAGGAUAGAAGCGGCUGUGCUGUGGAGUUGUGCACGUGUUCAGUUAAAGAUGGUUGCUUCAUCAGUUGAGUGUUGUUUUAGUUUUCUCUCUUCAUUCUAUUUAUUCGAUCUUGACAUAAGUUCUUUUACAUUUGUUUAAUCAUCAGGGGCUGAUCAGUAAAUAGUGCGUUUGGAAUCUACAUAAUUAUGUGAGCCUUACUUUUUGAGUAUUUCUGAGCAGAGUCUUAAGCUCUGUCAAUAUUUUCAUUUGCUGAUAUUUAUAUUUAAAAUACGACAUUGUGUAUUGCAUUAUUACCCUUCAUAGUAGAAUCAUCAUGAGAGGAUGAAUUUGUUCAUUAUUUUUUCUGAUGGUAGAUGUGAAAUGGUGCUUCAAAAAAUGGUCUUUAUAUACGUCUGCGUAUGUGAGUGUGUGUGCACUCAGACAUAGAUUUUAAAGUGGCUCUUUAAAAACAGGCCUGCCAUCUGAAAAUGGGAAAUUGGGACCUGAGACCUGCUGACAUGUAGAAGAACCUGAUGUAGGGCUUCUUUAAAGCCCCACUAAAGUUAGUAAUACAUUUUUUAAAAUGUAUACUCAAAAUUCAUCUAUUGAAUUCUGAAAACUUUAUUAAAAACUAAGAAAACAGUUAUAUACACUCAUAUUCUAAACCCAUUACUUUUUUGUUGUGGUUACAUUCUGCCAAAAAUGGGGCGGAGAGGGAGAGAUGCAGAGACAGUGUUCUGUCUGCUCUGUUAACAAAGUGAAGCCAAGGACCAGCAUUUUGUUUUUUUCUGCUUAAAAAAGCCUCCUAAGGCUUGGUAAGAGCAGUUAACUCCAGCGGAUACCUCUACUAAAGACUCAGCAAAAGGGUCGUCUGUGCCUCUUCAGCUGUUCUCACCGGACCCUCCUGUCUCUUCCCGCCGCCGGCUGAAGCCACCUCCUAAGGGCAAAAAAAUACUGAAAACAAGAGAAACAUCUAUAUUUUCUCCCUUCAAAAUGGUUUCAGGGAGGAAUAGGAGAGCUUUGUGAAUAAGUUACUUACACAAGGCAACACCAUAUUAACGUUUAAUUGAGAAAAAAUGUGAGAUUUAUAACUUAAAAAAAUCAUCGUAACUAAGUUUUAAGCUUCAACAUUCAGAUUUUUCUUUGUACUUGAAAGGUCCAAUCUGCCAGUUUCAAGGAAGGUUUUCAAUGGGUUCAGCUGUUCAUCCUCCCUCCCUCUCCCUUUCUCAUGGCUCUUUCUGUCUCUGCCCUCCCACCUCGCCCCCUCAGCCCCGCUCCCCCCGCACAGUGGCUGUUAGGUUCUGAAGAACCAGGGACUGUUGGAAUUGAAACUAAGGUCACAGGUAAGGAGAAGCUCGAUUUGAACAUUGCAGUGGAAGAGCCUCAAGCCUGGUUGGUACUUGCAGGCAAUUCUCUGUUGCAUCAAUUGUAUUUUUCUGCUCAGCAAUGUUUAGAGAUAGCAUUUACAUUCCUCAGGGCUUUCAUUCCAAGCAUAGAACACCUUGAUCCCUAAUGAGUCUCUACCCCGAAGUAAGGCUUAUUUGACCAUCUGAGGAAAGAGGUGACCAUCUGCAAGUAACAGGGCCCCUGCUUACAUGUAGCUCUAAUUAUCUUAUAGGCGUGUGCAUAUAUGAGGCCAUUUUAUAUAGAAAUUAAAUUCUGAAGGUGUUCAGAGCACAGUAAUCUUAUUUGAUUUAUAAGCAUGAAUGUAUGAGAUUUACCAGCAGUAUUAAGUAUUUUAAUAAUUAGAGCUACAUGAUUUGGGGAAGGAAAUUUAUUAUUUAAUAUCUAGUGAUCUCUGGAUUAUAGUUUUUGGUGAAGGAAUGGCAGAGAAAUCGUCAAUUUUGGUUAUAGUAAAUUUAAUGUUAUUCAUGCCUCACUAAUAUAUGUCUAUAGAAUAUAAAGCCACUUUCACAAAUAAAUUUGUAAUUUCUAGAAAUACACAGACUUAUGUAUAAGUGAGUCCUUGAUUAAAUAAUUUUUCUCUCUCAUAUUGUUAUUGGUCAUACAGAAUCAGCUUCAGAAAGUAGUUGGUUCAUCUAAACAUUUAACACAGUAGCUUCUGACGAGGUGAAUAAUUUUAGAUUUCUCAUCAUGUAAAAACUUAAAUGUGUCAGUUACGGAUAAAAGAAAUCAACUUUGGUUUUGUUUUUUUUUUUUGUACAUAUAGGUUGUUUUGGGAUGUUUUAUACUGCUUCAGGAAAUUUAUUUUUGUUUUUAUCAUAAGAUCUCUGGGGUGUACCAGAGCUGGCACCCUUCUUCUAAGUAAGGAGUGAGAAUUCCAGAGUGAUCAUGCUUUAUAAAAUGUAACGUAUCAGAGAAGAUUGAGGAGGGAAUGUUCUUUUGUAGCGAUUUUCAGUCACAUAUCAGGGUGAACUGCAAUGAGGAUCAACUUUUAAAAAUCAGCCUUCUUAAAAUACAAAAUUAUUCAAACACUUUAAAGAUAAUUCAUUUGCCUUGCUCUUGCCUUCUGACAUGAGCUAUUUUAUGGAGAGGCUAAAAUUUAUACUCCAAAAAAAUGUGGAAAUACAUUUUAAUGAGAGUAAAGUUUUGAAAAUUUGAGAAAGUGUAAAGACUCACUAAUACGCCUCCUCUUAGCUCUGUCCUUCCUUUGAUACAUAAAUACCCAGGCCCUUAUUUUCUUCCAUCUGCACCAUGUCAAACAGGUGGCAGGGACCGUGGUCAUUUCCUUAGCAGGGUGAUUAGCCUCUGCCUUGAAACACUGAUUGGGUGGGGUCCAGCAUCUACAGGAUCAGCGUGUGAAAGGGACUCAUGCUCCCAAAUCAGUGACUCCCAGUGCCUGGCUUUGGGAACCACUGCAUCUCCUUCUCUACUAAGGGGUAACAAGAAUUUCUCAAAACAGAAGUAGUUCAAGUUGAUUUAAAAUAUUUGAUGUGCCAUAUAGUUCUGUUCCUUGUUUUGGAGAACUUGUUUUUUUCAAUCCCAUGGAGGAGUAAAGAAAGGCAAAGGUGGUACCAAAAUCAGAUGGCUUUGGUUUGAUAUCCUUAGGAACCUGGAAGUCAUUGUUCUGUUGUCUCUGUUAAUCCUGCCUUUGCCCGGAGAUCAUCACCUAUGGCUGUGUACUUCCAGAGGGCAAUAAUACUCAGUGAUAAUGUUAUGAAAUCUGUAUGCAAAUUAAAGGGCAGAAAUUAGUUGCUUCUCAGAUACCUUUUUGGCUGAGUGAUAUCAUUUCUCCUUCCCCAGAAUUCAACGUAAAAAGGUCUUUUUUUUCUUUUCCACUUAACCAUAUUCUCCCUGCAUUCUACACUUCCUUUGUGCACGUAAGAGUGUUUCUGCUGGAGUCUGUGAGGGACAAGUGUAGAUGGAGGCAAUCCGGGUGUGCAGGUAAGAAGUGUUGAGGGCCUUCUCAGACCCAGAGCUUCUAACGCCCACCUGCCUCUACCCUGGGACCGCACUUUACCCGCAGCCGUGCCUCUGGUCCUAAGGCUGGCCAUUGGAACGCACUGCUCACCCACUCCCCUGUUAAGAGCAACGGGCCAGCCAGGAUGGCACGUGCUCAGUGUAAUCCAACACCUCGACGCCAAGUACAGCUGAUUUUUCUCACUGUUGCCUUACGUUCUCUGAGCCAUCCUUGAUGCCGAUCUUGUAAAAAAGCUUACUAGUUAGAAGCAAAACUCCUUUUAAACUCAGAGCUUGAAUGUGGUGGUCAUUCAACAUCCUUAUUUCUAGAUUUGCACAAACCCCAUCAACUGUAAUCUUUGUCUGGCACACGCAUGUGUUCAGAUGCUUCAAAAACAUCAGCCAACUCCGGUUGAAAACAUUGGGGAUAAUAUCCAAAUUGGUGUUAUUUUGGAUGACUGCAAAAUCUGUCACUAGAGAUUUCAUGAGACAUAGAAGAUAAUUCUUCAUUUGUAAUUUAACACUUUUUUUAAAGAUCAUUAAUUUUUUUUUUUUGGCCCAUUUGUGUGUACAACUAUACACCAAACUAUGUCAUAGGAACUAAAAGUUUACUCCAUGUAAAUCCUCUCUUCACUUUUCUGGAUCUCUGCUCCCUCAUCCCCUAAGUCUUAGAACCAUUUUUCAUCUGUGAGGUCACUGAGGCACUGGACUUGACUAUAUUGGUUAACCUUUACAGGGAGUUGAACUGUUGAUCUUCCAAGAAGAAAGGGACCAGACAGUGUUGCUCAAAAUGCUGCAGCUGUGUUACUGUGAAGAAAAGAUUUGCUUCCACUUUCAACAAGAGAUAUAUAUAUAUAUAUGUGUGUAUGUGUGUGUGUAUGUGUGUGUAUACACACAUAUAUAUUCAUUUCAGUAAAAAUGGGUGGAAAAAUCUGAGAACAUAGUUACCUUCACAAAUUAUUUAUAGAUACACUGGGUGAGAAGCUUACUGUAGGGCAAUCACCAGAAAAAAUCUAACUGUAGUGCUUUCGAUAGUGUAUGUAAUAUUUGUAUCUAUUCUCACGCCAGCAAUGUCUGCUGUGCACUGUGUCCUAUUACUGUAAAUCACCUGGUUUAUAAUUCUAAUGGGAACUAAUUUGUUUUGUAAUGGAAUCCAGAGCAGAUAUGUAUAAUAUGAUCAGGAUUGUCCUACAGUUGUAAAUAAGAAUAGGUCCCGUUUAUUUUGACAUCUUUUUACAAAUGCAUUGUAUUAGGGUGUGAAUAUUCUGAACCAUGCUCUUGUUUAAAGUUUUAAAAUUUUUAUUGGUAAAUGUAACAUUUUAAUGGUUGUAAUAAUUAUUUGUAUAGAUAUGAAUAUAGUAUUUUAUUUAAGAAAAUAAACUUUGCAUUUUUGCAUUGUGAA
Messenger RNA from Camelus dromedarius (Arabian camel), 12691 nucleotides. It is a transcript of the gene USF3, whose product is annotated as upstream transcription factor family member 3. Gene Ontology annotation, molecular function: DNA-binding transcription activator activity, RNA polymerase II-specific; protein dimerization activity; RNA polymerase II transcription regulatory region sequence-specific DNA binding. The record is from RefSeq and is a predicted model, not a curated record. NCBI's taxonomy places the organism in Eukaryota, Metazoa, Chordata, Mammalia, Artiodactyla, Camelidae. The transcript is spliced from 7 exons. Bases 417 to 7139 code for a protein of 2240 amino acids. Gene Ontology annotation, biological process: negative regulation of epithelial to mesenchymal transition; positive regulation of transcription by RNA polymerase II.